AGACAUUUUCUUCACAGUCGCAGGCCAGCAAGCACGAACGGGAAACCUCCGCAUUUUUCCUUUUUUGAACACUACAAGGACUACAUGGACGCCGACGUGUAAGCAGCAAAUCUGACAGCUCUGGGCUGGUGGUAACGAAUUUUACACUUUUCUACAAUUUAUUGAGCUACAUUCGACAAUACUUCGUCGAAAUACAUUUCAUCAAGACAUUGAUUCGAUUUUGAACGUAUUUUCUCAAUAAAAUAUCGUGAUAUUUGACUGUAUUCUGCAACGGAUUUGUACUCCGCCUACUCCACCAUGCCGUACGAAACUCGAGCUAAACCACAGCAGCCACACGCUUCAGGUGCCACGCCCGACCAGCCCUCCCUUAGUGAACUCAAAACGGACAUAGCAAAACUAUCGGACCUCCUCUGCAAGAAAAUAGACGCCAUGCACAUCAAGAUCUCUGAUAUUGAAGCAUCGUUAAAAGACACAAGUGACCGUGCGCUGAACAUUGAGCAAAACGAAAUCCCAAAGCUUCGUAAUGAACAUAAAGCUGACAUAGCAGCCAUCGAAAAAAAACUUCUCAUGAUGGAAAUAUACCAGCGCAAAGCUAACCUUCUAUUCUACGGAAUUAGUCAAAACAGAGAUGAGAAUGUGUAUGACAAAUUGAGAAAUGUCUUCAUUGAGCUCGGCAUAUCACCUGAAGCGGCAGCGAAGAUUACUAUUGUGAACGCCCAUCGACUCCCCCGGAAAUCAAGAACCACGGAUGGCAACCAAGGACCGGACCCCAUCAUAGCGAAAUUUGCGAUCAUGACGGAACGCGAACUCCUACUUGACGCCUUCCAAGGACGUAAGAAGCACGCAACCGAUGUUGACGACCCAGCGGAUAGGCAAGGCGCAUCGAGCAGACCGCAAAGCAGGAUUUCCGUCAGAACUGACCUACCGCCUGCAAUGAAAUAUCGUCGCGGAAAGUCAUCUAACAUCGCUUAUCGUCUCCGCAAGGAAAAGCAUCUAUCAACGAAAAUAUUCGUUCAUGGAACGGAUGUUAUUCUACAAUACAAGGAAAAAAGUGCAAGAGAUUGGAAAACGUAUACCGAUGAAGGAAAUUAGGUAUCUACAUCGAGAGGAUUGAUGAUUUGACUAUGAGGAUUGGAAUGAAACGCAACGCAAGUUAAGGAAACCGACAUGAACGUAAGAAAUAUUUUUC
This is a messenger RNA of Lytechinus pictus (painted urchin), 1189 nucleotides long. RefSeq lists its product as uncharacterized. The transcript is spliced from 2 exons. The coding region runs from base 298 to 1092 and encodes 264 amino acids. NCBI's taxonomy places the organism in Eukaryota, Metazoa, Echinodermata, Echinoidea, Temnopleuroida, Toxopneustidae. The record is from RefSeq and is a predicted model, not a curated record.